Molecule: messenger RNA, 2508 nt
Organism: Scylla paramamosain (green mud crab)
Lineage: Eukaryota; Metazoa; Arthropoda; Malacostraca; Decapoda; Portunidae
Gene: Arl2
Product: ADP-ribosylation factor-like protein 2
Exons: 5
Coding region: 318-884 (188 amino acids)
Biological process (GO): protein folding
Cellular component (GO): cytoplasm; microtubule cytoskeleton
Molecular function (GO): GTP binding; GTPase activity
Source: RefSeq, a predicted model, not a curated record
AUCAUCAUCAGGAGCAUCUGAACCCAGACAGUUUGUUUACAUUUUCUCAUGUGAAUUUCUUGCACUACAAAGCAUAAAAAAACACCAGAUUAACAAUAGAAUCAAGAAAAGACAACAGUAUAUAUAAAUCUUACGGAAAAGUACCUAGAAUUCGAGACAAUACCUGCCCCCAUAUAGUAUUUGUGUGUGUCAUUGAAUAUAGUGUUUUGCGAAACCGCCGCCUCUCGCCACCCGCUGCUCCACGCCGCUCCAAGACACUCUAGUUUACCUGGAGGGACAAAGAGCAACACAGAUAAACAAAUAGAGACUCAGGAACAAUGGGUCUUCACAGCAUCCUCAAAAAGUUGAAACAGAAGGAACAUGAAGUCCGUCUGCUUAUGCUUGGCCUGGACAAUGCUGGGAAGACAACAGUGGUGAAGAGAUUCUGUGGCGAGGACAUCAGCACCAUCUCCCCUACAUAUGGCUUCAACAUCAAGACUGUUGAGCAUGUUGUUGAUAAAUAUGAGUACAAGCUGAAUAUCUGGGAUGUUGGUGGCCAGUCCUCCCUCCGGUCCUACUGGCGGAACUAUUUUGAGUGCACUGAUGGCCUCAUCUGGGUGGUGGACAGUGCUGAUGUAGACCGCAUGAGAGACUGUCAGGGGGAACUGAAGAAACUGCUUGAGGAGGAGAGGUUAGCAGGAGCAACUCUUCUGGUAUUUGCCAAUAAGCAAGAUCUCCCAGAAGCAGUGUCUUCAGAGCAAAUUAGAGAUAUUCUGGACCUAAACAGCCUCAAGACCCACCAUUGGUACAUUCUUCCUUGCAGUGCCGUCACUGGGGACAACCUUGUUGCUGGAAUUGACUGGCUGGUAAGAGAUAUUGCUGCUAGAAUAUUCACUCUUGAGUAAACCUGUUACUGUUUCACCUUUGAAUUGUUCUUAGGCAUAUUUGAGAUUCUUGAAAAAAGUAAAACUUAUGUAUUAAAAUUUUUUAUAUCUUUAUCUGUUUUUGUUUGCUUUUAUGAACUGACUAAUAAACUUUUUCAAUCUUUGUCAAAAGACCUGUGGAGCACAAAGACAUAAAAUGAAGGAUUUUUAGAACCAUCAUUUCUUUGUUACUAAUCAUAUUUUUAAAAGUGAUGAGGUGGUGUAUGUCUUGUUUGUCUGUCUAUGUGUUGCCUUUUUUCAUGUGGUUAUCAGUGAUAAAUUAUAGAAUAUGCAGUAUGGGAGCACUGUAUUUAGAUGGAUGACUGUUUGGACUGAAGUUGUGACAAGGAAACACCUCAGGAUCUUGUAAUUUUCUUAAUGAGAGCUACUUUGAAGACUACAAAUGAAGAAUGUAUACUACAAUAUUCUAAUUUAAACUAGAUGUGGGAAAACUUUCACAUCAUUUAUGAAUUCAUGACUGUAUUCCAUUCAGCUCUUGUGCAAAAUCAAUCUUUCUUGCUUCACAUACAUUCCUCAUACAUCUAUUGCACUCAUUAUUUCAUCUAUCAAUCUUAUUCCUGGUUUUCACCUUUGCUUUACAACUUUAAGAUCACAUCCAGUUAUCUUUUCACCUAUCAUUAUUUUUUUUUCUAUUCUUUCUACAUAUUUGAAUCAUCACAUUACUUCUUGCACUACUUGACCUGGUAACUGUUCCAACAACAGUUCUAUUCUGCACUUCCUUACUUAUCACUCUAUUUAUCUCAGGCACUUUGUCUCCAUUGUAUUUGAUCUUUUCUUUCUUGUUCUCAUAUUCUAAGUUUCAGCAUCAUUAAUGAGGCUGAUAUCAAUAGUCCAUUAUACAAGCUUCACCUCCUGGUGAUCUCACAGAAGAAUCUGUAGGAAUUAUGCUUUGAGAAAUGAACAUUAUGUAUUGGCUGAAUAUAUCAGUGGAAUAGGGAAUUAGAGUUGAAUGUUUGUUGGGAAGAUAGUGAGAACAAAACUGAAGGAUUAAGUGAAAGAGUGAGACCAUUUGUCUGAAGUAUGAAUAACUAAGAAAAGUUUGGGAAGGAAGUCCAUUUCACAAAUUUGUGAAGUUGAAAAUAACAUAAUGCCAGGAGAGGCAUGACUGUUAACCUUUCUGUCAUAAUCAAUUCUUGGGAAACAUUUCGAGAGAGAAUGAAGACAUGUAUGACUUCAUAUAUGUUAGAUUAAAAUGAUUUGUGGAACUUUUCUUAUUGGUUUUGUGAUUUUAAGCCUUAAUUUUUUUAUCACUCUAAGUUGUACAUCAUGAGCAUGUGAUAUUAAUAAUUUUUGUGAAUUUGAAGUUUCAUUAAUGAGCACAAACCUCCAUCACUAAUAAUAGUCUAAAAAGUUUUUAAACUUGACUUGUAACUCAAAUAACCUUUUCAGGUUAUUAUGAUGUAUGUAUUAGUUUCAUGUUAUGUUAAUUUUGUGAGAGAAGCAAAAGAUUAAGUAGAUUUUAUUACAGUUGUAUAGUAGUUUUAAAAGAUUAAUUCUAUUAUUUGAGCAUGUCACUGAUGUAUAUACUUUUUUAUUUGGUUGAUUAUUAUAUUUAAUGCUAAAUGCUUUAAAUAAAGGGAAUGUG